Theobroma cacao (cacao) is the source of this 1425-nucleotide messenger RNA. NCBI's taxonomy places the organism in Eukaryota, Viridiplantae, Streptophyta, Magnoliopsida, Malvales, Malvaceae. The record is from RefSeq and is a predicted model, not a curated record.
AUGGAAGAAGAAAUGAGAGAGCAGUUAGCAAAGAUGAUGGAGUUGAUGACGAGCUUAAGUAAAGGAAAAAGAGUGACUGAAGAAUCAGCUUCGUUAAAAAACCCAUCGGCACAAGACACUAGAAACUCAAGGGAUGAUCCGCCUUAUCCCCUUGGGUUCACUCCACCUUAUGCCCAGACUUUUCAAAAGGUCCACCCUCAAGUGAUGCCAUUUGAUUACUCCAAUGUACUACCCCCAUUGGGCCAUCAACCUACUCAUGGGCAAUUUGGGUUGAAUUUCGAGAUAAAUCCAGUUGAACCAAUACACGUCUCGAAUUUAGAUGAUCCCAAAGAGCAAGAGAAAUUAAGAAAGAGCUCAUCACAAACAGAAGAAACCAAAGAAGUUAAAAAAAAGUACGAUUUGUUGGAAGAACACCUUCUUGCUGUGGAAGGUGAGGAUAGGUUUGGAACCAUGGAUGCAGUUGAGUUAUGCUUAGUUCCCGAUGUGGUAAUCCUUCCCAAAUUUAAGGUGCCAGAAUUUGAAAAAUAUGAUGGGACAAAAUGCCUGAUGGCACACAUUACCACGUACUGUCAAAAAAUGGCUGCACAGUCGCAUGAUGAUAAGUUUUUAAUUCAUUUAUUCCAGGAUAGCCUAACUGGGUCGACAGCCAGAUGGUAUGUACAGCUUGAUCGGAGUCAUAUCAAAACUUGGAAGGAUUUGGCUAGAGCCUUCAUGGCACACUACAAGCAUGUUGUUAAGUUAGCCCCUGAUCGCUUAUCACUUCAGACCAUGGAAAAAAAGGCUAGUGAGAGUUUUAAGGAAUAUGCCCAAAGAUGGAGAGACGUAACGACACAAGUGCAACCACCCCUGACAGAUAAGGAGAUGACUGUAUUGUUUAUAAAUACACUUAAAGCUCCUUUCUAUGAACGGUUGAUUGGCAAUGCCACCAAAAAUUUUAUAGAUUUGGUCCUCUCAAGGGAGAUAAUUGAAGGGGCAAUCAAGAAUGGAAAAAUUAAGGGGAACGAAACCACUAGCUCCAAGAAAGGGACCACAUUCAAGAAAAAGAAGGGGAUUAUAGGCAACAUUGCCCAGAAUCCUUAUCCCUAUCAACUGAUUCCUCAACCAAUUUUUCAUCCGAGAGCACCCAUACCUCCACUUAUGCCUCAAUCAUUGCGGAAACCUAACCUUCACCAAUUACCCAUUCCAAUCUUUAAGUUUUUGCCUCUACUAAUUGAGAAUCAAUACCUCAAUCUUGUACCAAUGAAGACAAUUCCAAACCCAUCGGCAAGGAAUUAUAACCCCAAUGCUAAAUGUGACUAUCACAUGGGGGCAAUUGGACACUCAACGGAGAAAUGUAGGCAAUUGAAAGAGAAAAUUGAAAAUCUCAUGAAGGAUGGCACUUUGACUCUUGAGCUUAUGGAACGUUGGAAAUCGACUUUGUCAUAG